AUGCUGAAAUAUCGUGUCACCAGGUACCCAGGCGGAACUCCCGAAACCAAACCGAGGAGCGCUCAUCGUUGCGCGACGUUGUCCCCGAGUAGCAGGAGCGGUUUCGGCUCGAAUUCGUCUUUGUCCAGUGGAAGCGCCUGCGGAAGUGCCAGAUACAAAAAGCCGGCACCGAGACCGCCCAUACCCUCAUUCAGGCUUGGCGAAUCUCCUGGCAGUUCGCUGACGUCGAGUCCCUGCCAUAGUACGUAUCAUUCACCCAGGUCCACGCCCAAAUAUCGAAAGACCAAGAAGGCUCCUCCUCCACCAGUUCCCGUUACGACCGCGUCAUCAACCCCAUGCAAGAAAGAACUUUUCCAAAAUAAUCUGAACGUGGAGAGUAGAAAGUUAAUGAGUAAUCGGAUAUCGAUAAGUCCGAUCAUCAAUGAGACGGGAGAAGAAGCAGAUCGUGAGAAUGAUGUUGAAAAGGAAAAGUUGGUGAAGGAUGAGACGAACAGAACGCGACAAGGUCAAGAAAUAAACAAAAUUUCUUCAGACAAACCAGUUAGCUUGCCAGACAAAAACGCGAUGGGCAAAGGGAAACGCCGCAAAGGACCUGCCCCCGUUCGCCCUAUCAUUACACGAAGAACAUACAAGUGCCUACCGGUCGCCGAGAUCAAAAAAGAGCUGGAGAUGAUAGAGAUUCAACUACAGGGUGUGGAAAGACAAGGUGUCCGGCUAGAGAAAAUUAUCAGGCAGAAGUGUGAGGGAAGUGGAGAUAGCAAUCCUGACGCCGACCUGCCUAUUGAAGUGGAAGAUCUGAUACUACAACUAUUCGACGUGGUGAAUGAGAAGAACGAGCUCUUCAGGAAGCAAACUGAACUUAUGUAUCUACGUCGUCAGCAACGGUUGGAAGAGGAGCAUGCGGAAGUUGAAUAUCAGCUAAGGUGCCUAAUGUAUCAGCCAGAAGCCAACAAAACUGAUUCCGACAAAGCCAGGGAAGGACAGCUACUACAAAGGUUGAUCGAAGUUGUAGAAAAAAGGAACGAGAUCGUCGAAUGUCUGGAAGCUGAUCGAAUUCGAGAGGUACGAGAGGACAGCAGUAUCAGUGACCACAUCAGCCUGUACACUACAAAAAGGGAUGAAAAAUCGGAAUCGGACAAGUCCGCAAGGGAAAGGGAGAAGGAUAAGAAGAAGAAGCACAAGACGUUGAAAAAGCUCUUCAAAGUCGACACUGUCAAACACUCAGCCGCGGAUGAAUCGUCUAAUGAUGCUUCGUCAAAGAAGAAUGCGACGUUGAAGAAGGACAAAAAAAGAUUCGCUUUAUUUUAAUAUCAGAAUGUUGCCAUCGUUUAUGAAUAAUUGUUAGACAGUUGAACUGUUCAAAAGGAGCUGUGCUUUAAGUUGUUUUUAUAAGAAUUACUCGUUUCUACUUACGGUUACUUAUAUUUUGUGAUUCUAUUCAUUUGAUAAAUAAAAUUUACUUCUUUAAGAUUAAA
Messenger RNA from Acanthoscelides obtectus, 1475 nucleotides. The record is from the annotation of a GenBank genome assembly. NCBI's taxonomy places the organism in Eukaryota, Metazoa, Arthropoda, Insecta, Coleoptera, Chrysomelidae.